UUUGUCCGAGCAAUGUGCAGCGGCCGACGCCUCAAUUUCUCAGGAGUCUCAACUUCUAUGCCUCAGUAAAAAUGCGCUCGCUAACCUAAGCCGAACCCCGAAACCAAAACCCUCGUUGGGGGAGGACGAGAAAGCAGCGAAGCGGACCAAGACUUUGGAAACUGAUCGGCGACGAGAGGAGUGUAGGGCGGCGCGAGCAGAGGGAAGAGAGCGAGAGCAAGGAUGAGUACGGUGGACAAGAUGCUUAUCAAGGGCAUCCGGAGCUUCAGCCCGGAGAACAAGCACGUCAUCACCUUCUUCAAGCCGCUCACCCUCAUCGUCGGCCCAAAUGGGGCCGGCAAGACCACCAUCAUCGAGUGCCUCAAGCUCUCCUGCACCGGCGAGCUGCCCCCCAACUCCCGCUCCGGACACAGCUUCAUCCACGACCCCAAGGUGGCGGGCGAGACUGAGACCAAGGGGCAGAUCAAGCUUCGAUUCAAGACAGCCGCCGCCAAGGACGUUGUUUGUAUCCGCUCCUUCCAGCUCACCCAGAAGACCUCCAAGAUGGAGUUCAAGGCCAUCGAGAGCGUCCUGCAGACCAUCAAUCCUCAUACUGGAGAGAAGGUCUGCCUUAGCUAUCGAUGCGCUGAUAUGGAUAGGGAGAUCCCAGCAUUGAUGGGCGUCUCCAAGGCGGUUCUAGAGAAUGUGAUAUUUGUACACCAGGACGAGUCCAGUUGGCCUCUGCAGGAUCCUUCGACUCUUAAAAAGAAGUUUGAUGACAUAUUCUCUGCCACUCGCUACACCAAGGCUUUAGAGGCAAUAAAGAAACUUCACAAGGAUCAAGCACAGGAGAUAAAAACCUACAAAUUGAAGUUGGAGAACUUACAAACUCUGAAAGAUGCAGCAUAUAAGCUUCGUGAGAAUAUUGCUCAAGAUCAAGAGAAAUCUGAAUCCCUGAAAGCUCAAAUAAAGGAGUUGGAGAGGACUAUUGAAGGUGUUGAGAACAAUAUACUACAUGCUGAAACCACUGUGAAGGAAUUGCGCAAGUUGCAAGAUCAAAUUUCAAUGAAAACUACUGCUAGAAGCACAUUAUAUAAACUUCAGCAGACACAAUAUGCUGCCCUUGCUGAGGAGAAUGAAGAUACUGAUGAGGAACUGAAAGAAUGGCAAUCAAAAUUUGAGGAAAGAAUCACUUUGCUUGAAACUAAAAUUAAUAAACUGGAAAGGGAGAUGAAUGAUGAAGAGACCAAAAGUUCCUUGCUUUUGCAAACAAUAAAUGACACUACACGUGAGAUGGGAAAACUUCAGGCUGAAGCGGAUGCUCAUAUGUCUUUACGGCAUGAACGUGAUUUGGCAAUACAGAGGAUAUUCACAAAGUACAAUUUUGGUUCACUUCCUGAUGCUCCUUUUAGCAUUGAUGUUGCUCUGAACCUGACAAACCGAAUGAAGACAAGACUGUCAGAUGUUGAGAUGGAAUUACAAGAGAGAAAGAAUUCAAAUGAGAUGGAGCUUAAAUUUUUGUGGGAUCGUUAUGUUACUGCAAAUGCUCGUUGUAGUGAAGUUGAUAGCCAGAAACAGGCCAAAUAUGAGGCUAAGUCAGGCAUUUUGAGACGAAUGAAAGAGAAAGAGAAUGAACGAGAUCUUGCAGAACGUGAGUUGUCAAGCCUUAAUCUGUCUCACAUAGAUGAACGAGAGAGAAACUUGCAAAUUGAGGUUGAGAGAAAGACUGUUCUACUGGGAGAAAAGGACUACGAAUCCAUCAUCAGUCAAAAGCGCACAGAAAUAUUUAGUUUGGACCAAAAGAUUAAAUCUCUAUAUCGUGAAAAAGAUAUAUUGGCCAGUGACUCAGAGGAUAGGGUUAAGCUGGAUAUGAAGAAAGAAGAGUUUGAGAGUUGCAAGAGGAAACUGAAAAAACUAUUGGAAGAUAACAAGGAAAGAAUCAGAGGUGUGCUGAAAGGAAGAGUUCCUUCUGAUAAGGAUCUCAAAAAGGAGAUAACUAAUGCACUUGGGUCUCUAACGAAAGAGUAUAAUGACUUGAACUCAAAAACUAUGGAAGCAGAAAAAGAGAUGAAACUAUUGCAGAUGAAAAUACAGGAUUCUAAAAGUCACAUUGUGAAGCUUCAAAAGGAUGUGGAUGCAAAGAGGAGGUUUCUUGUCUCAAAGCUCCAGGCUCUUCUCCAAACACCAGGAGAUAUUGAUUCAUUUCCUAAUGUUCUUCUUGAGUCUAUGGAGAAAAGAGACGUGCAGAAGAGCAAAUAUAACAUUGCCGAUGGUAUGCGCCAAAUGUUUGAUCCUUUCGAAAGAGUUGCACGUGCACAUCAUAUCUGCCCAUGUUGUGAACGGCCUUUCUCUCCCUAUGAAGAGGAUGAAUUUGUUAAGAAGCAAAGAGUUAAAAGUGCAAGCUCUGCUGAGCACAUGAAACUAUUGGCUGUUGAGUCUUCAAAUGCUGAUACAAAUUUCCAGCAGUUGGACAAACUCCGAAUGAUUUACGAGGAAUAUGUUAAGCUUAAAAAGGAAACAACACCUUUAGCAGAGAAAAACCUUGAAGAACUGAUGGAAGAUGUCACUCAGAAGUCUCAGGCAUUUGAUGAUCUUGUAGGUGUUCUGGCUCAUGUUAAAGCAGAGAAGGAUGCUAUUGAUGUUUUACUUCAACCAGUAGAGACAAUUAACCGAAUUUGGCAGGAAAUGGAAAAUUUGAAACCUCAAAUUGAAGAUCUAGAAUAUAAGCUAGAUUCUCGAGGGCAAGGUGUCAGAUCUAUGGAGGAAAUUCAGUUACAGAUAAAUUCUUUGCAAAAUAAAAGGGAGUCGCUAAGUGCUGACGUAGAGAAUCUGAGAGAAGAACAAAAAUUCCUCAAUUCUGAUUUAUCAAAUAUUCAAAUGAGGUGGCAUGCCCUGAGAGAGGAGAAACUUAAAGCUUCCAGUAUAUUGCACAAAGUCAAAAAGGCUGAAGAAGAUUUAGUUAUCUUAGUUGAAGAAAAAGAUCAAAUUGAACUUGAUGAGAAGGUAUCUUUUAGCUUAUUUGAUGCUUCUAGGGUUACUUUCUCAUGUGUUAUAUUUCUCUGUGGACUUUCAGUUUAGUUGUCUGCGAC
Zingiber officinale is the source of this 3068-nucleotide messenger RNA. Its product is annotated as DNA repair protein RAD50-like. The transcript is spliced from 17 exons. Gene Ontology annotation, molecular function: ATP hydrolysis activity; double-stranded telomeric DNA binding; single-stranded telomeric DNA binding. Gene Ontology annotation, cellular component: Mre11 complex; condensed nuclear chromosome. Bases 223 to 3057 code for a protein of 944 amino acids. Gene Ontology annotation, biological process: double-strand break repair; telomere maintenance via telomerase; chromosome organization involved in meiotic cell cycle. Lineage: Eukaryota; Viridiplantae; Streptophyta; Magnoliopsida; Zingiberales; Zingiberaceae. The record is from RefSeq and is a predicted model, not a curated record.